Cylicocyclus nassatus is the source of this 327-nucleotide messenger RNA. The record is from the annotation of a GenBank genome assembly. NCBI's taxonomy places the organism in Eukaryota, Metazoa, Nematoda, Chromadorea, Rhabditida, Strongylidae.
AUGUUGUAUGUUCUGCUUCUUCUUGCUUUGAUAUGUUCGACGAUUGUGAGUGCAAGAACGCCUCACAUGAAGAACGAGACAGACAUAGAGCAACGAAGAGGAGGACCGGGAGGUCCUGGUGGACCUAAAGGGCAAGGCCCUCCCAAUGGACAACGCGGACCGCGUGGACCUGGAGGACCCGGUGGACCCGGCGGACCUAAAGGACAAGGCCCUCCAAAUGGACAACGCGGAUCAAGACCACCUCACACGAGAGCUACCACGCAGGCCACGAAACAGUAGCAAUGACAAUAGAACGGUUCAGAAUUAUUUCUGAACAUCUUGUGAUCA